Messenger RNA from Drechmeria coniospora, 744 nucleotides. RefSeq names its product 60S acidic ribosomal protein P0. Gene Ontology annotation, molecular function: RNA binding. The transcript has 2 exons. The coding region runs from base 1 to 744 and encodes 247 amino acids. NCBI's taxonomy places the organism in Eukaryota, Fungi, Ascomycota, Sordariomycetes, Hypocreales, Ophiocordycipitaceae. Gene Ontology annotation, biological process: ribosomal large subunit biogenesis; ribosomal large subunit assembly; nuclear-transcribed mRNA catabolic process. The record is from RefSeq and is a predicted model, not a curated record. Gene Ontology annotation, cellular component: preribosome, large subunit precursor; nucleolus.
AUGCCCAAGUCCAAGCGCGCCAAAGUCUUCAACCUCACCCAGGUGGACAAGAAGACGCGGGAGCAAAAAGACAAGCUCUUCCAGAACAUCCGCGAUGCCGUGGCCGAUUACCAGCACUGCUUCGUCUUCAGCGUCGACAACAUGCGCAAUAGUUACCUCAAGGAUGUGCGCCACGAGCUCUCCGACUGCCGCCUCUUCUUCGGCAAGACCAAGCUCAUGGCCAAGGCGCUCGGUCAGAGCCCUUCGGAAGCGGUCGCUCCGGGCAUCGAAGAUCUGACGCAAUACCUAUCCGGCACCGUCGGCCUCAUCCUCUCAAACCGGCCAGCACAAGAGAUCAUCGACUACUUUGGCAACCUGGCCAAGGUUGACUUUGCACGGGCGGGUGUCACGGCAAGCAGAAAGUUUGCCAUCCCGUCCGGCGUCGUCUACGCUACGGCCGGCGAGGUGCCUGUUGAGUACGAUGUCCCUCUCGAGCAUAGCAUCGAGCCCGAGCUUCGGAGACUGGGCGUCCCGACUCGAAUGGUCAAGGGAAAGGUCGUACUGGGCGACGAAAGUGGCGAGGGCGAACCGUACAUUGUAUGCAAGGAAGGCGAUGUUCUAGACUCACGGCAGACGAGACUUCUCAAACUAUUUGGAGUUUGCCUCAGCGAGUUUCGAGUCAAGAUCUUGGCUCACUGGAGUGCGGCCACGAACGAGGUGACGGAAGUAAAUCCUGAGGCGAUGGAUGGUGUUGUCGCAGAAUGA